This is a messenger RNA of Hydatigera taeniaeformis, 4644 nucleotides long. NCBI's taxonomy places the organism in Eukaryota, Metazoa, Platyhelminthes, Cestoda, Cyclophyllidea, Taeniidae. The record is from the annotation of a GenBank genome assembly.
AUGGCAACUUACCGAAGCCACGGACCGAUACCCCUACUGAUCAUGUUUUUACUCUCGUUCGCUGCUUCUCCAGCUGCCCAGCAGACGAUUUCGCUUGGUGACGACACCCCAAAAGGCGAAAUCGUUGCUGAAAAGGUUUUGGGUGAUGUAAUGAAUAUCGUCCCAGGGAGUUCUGAUGGCACCGUGACAUAUGCCCUGCUAAAAAGUCCCGUUAGCAGCUAUUUCCGUGUAGACGAACGCACGGGAAUGUUGACGACGCGAAGGUCCGUGGACAGGGAUAUGCUGUGUGCAGAAUCCGGACUCUGCUGUACCCAGAAUACCCAAAACUCCCAUCUCAGCUCCGUUCGCCCUGCCGACAACGGCGACUUAGGCACAGUUUGUGCUCUCAGUCUCGAUGUUGCCGUUACCGAGGGACACAGGCGUGACUCUGUCCCUUCCACACGGAGAGUCUUCAUCGAGAUCAAAGACGAGAACGAUCAUGCGCCCAUGUUUGUGAUUCCGAAUUUCACAUCUCAAUAUCCGGACCCAUUGAGCAAAUAUGGAGGUGGUUCUCCUUUCCAAACUCCUCAACUAAUCCUCAAUAUCUCGGAGGCGGCUCGCGUGGGGUUUCACCGACUGGCAUUGCCUUUGGCCACAGAUCAAGACGCUGCACCCUUCAACGUUCAGCGCUAUGUCGUGGAUUCCAGUGGCAGUCAGCAUCCUUCAGCUUCCUUCACGUCGCCUGAAAGGCAUUUCAAGCUGGAGGCUCGGAAUCGCGAGCUCAGCUCGGUGUCGCACUUUGACACUGAAGCGCCCAUAACAGGCCUCGAUCUGCUGCUUGUGGCACCGUUGGAUCGCGAGACUCGUCCAUUGUUUGAGUUUAGGGUUCUGGCCAUCGACGGUGGCUCACCAACCCCACUAACAGGAACUCUUUCUGUUCAAAUACGGGUCACUGAUGCCAAUGACCACGAGCCAAGGUUUGAACGCAUUUCCUACGAGAAGAGCGUAGAAGAGGGUCAUGUAUUCGAAGGAGUGCCCAUCCUCAAAGUGGUCGCACACGAUCAAGACGAGGGGGCGAACGCGCGUAUUCGUUAUUCAUGGUGGCCCGAUUACGAGCGUUUUGGCCCUGAUGCGAAGUUGCUGCUCGAUCACCAAAGACUUUUGACAGACGAAGAAAUUGCUACGGCCUUCAGUCCUCUCUCUCCUGAACGACUCUCCCGACUGCAGGCGCUGCCCACUUACUGGUUCCGCUUAAACGAAUGGACUGGUGAAAUUUUCAUUCACCGACCAUUAGACUACGAGACCAGACGCGAAUUUGUUUUUUCAAUCGUCGCUACUAAUCCCAAUGCCGAUGACGCCGACGGAAGUGGCGGUAGCACAACCAGGAAAUCUCUAAAAAACACUUCCUCCAUGACUGAAGUCACGAUUAAUGUCAUCAAUCUAAAUGAUGAGAAGCCACAAAUCAGCAUUGACUAUGUGGUCAACAGUGAAUCAGUGAAGCACAAACAGGUGAUGGAGAACGGGUCUCGAAAUCACUUCAUUGCCCUAAUCCGUGCCACCGACGCCGACGCAGGAACCACAAAAUCGACUGUGUCAUCGCUGCAGGAUCCAUACAUGGUCCAGACGUCAGGAUUUCCGUUCAAUGGGAAUGGAGGUGGUGGGAUACGAUUCAACCAUCCAGGGGUGUUGCACUCCACUGCUGGGGGCCGAGUGACAUGUGAGCUGGGCAGUCACUUGGAUAACUACACGCUCACUCCUAGUGCUCAAAGUGACACCGCAUCAGGGACCAGUGAGUACGUGCUGCAGGCUAAAACACCUCUAGACAGAGAACGGGAACUGAGGCAGUGCGUCAUCAUUCGAUGUUUUGACGAUGGAGCUCCGCCCAAGACCUCAACAGCCACGGUGGAGGUUGAAAUAUUGGACCAAAACGACUGCGUACCCGAACUGAAUAUCCAUGCACGAAUUCCUUCAGCACACCGAAAUCACCAGUUGAAUGUUGUCCCACCGCUUCAGCGUAGUCGUCUUGCAGACAUUCUCCAGAAGACCUUCCCAGACUGGUCCAUGUCCCGAAGGCCACCCUUUUCUGAACAUCCACUGGUGAACGCGUAUGAGGCAGGCGUUCCGGUCGUUUUAGUAAGCGUGCCGGAAAACAGACCAGCUGGUACGAUUGUAGCAUCGGUCAGAGGAGUUGAUGCUGACGCCGGUGAGAAUGGACGAGUCACUAUUCAAAUUCCAAAGGAGGAUCGUCGUUUGCCUCGUGUGGUGCCUGGUCCUCUCUCAUCCUUUCAAAGUACUGGUCGAUAUCCCGAAGCUACGGUCGAUCACAACUUGUCUCCAGUUAUCAUCCGCUCUGACAUCAGCUCAAUCGAUCUCUUUAAGUUGGAAGCAAAUGGCGAUAUCACAACGACUAGGAUGAUCGACCGAGAGCAGUCUUCACCAAUCCGGGAUGAGCUUUAUCUCUUUUUGGAGGCACAGGACUCUGGUCACCCCGUGGCUCUCACUUCCUAUGUCCUGUUGGCUGUGGUUAUCGAGGACGAGAACGAUAACCCACCGACGUUCGUGCCGCAGCAGCUCAACUUCCCCGUUCUCGAGAAUGGACCCUCACCACAGCGCAUUGGCGAAAUUCCAGUUCACGAUGCAGAUGCUGGCGCUCCUAGGGAUGGCUAUCACGAUCUUACUUCAAGUUCUCUUUUGUCCCUCCCUCUACGAGUUAGUGAACCACCCAAACACUCCAUCACUCUUUUCAUUAAGCCUGGCAACGGACCACCUGAUCUACCUUUUGUGAUUGAUUCCACACCAGAUGGCCGGUUCUACCUGAAUGUCACUCGUUCUCUGGAUCGUGAGGUUGAUGAGAUUUUUCACUUUCAUGUUUUUGCUUCGGAUUCCGGUGGACCUUCACACCUGCGCCACACAUCUACUGCCGUCAUCACUGUGUCUGUGGUGGAUGUUAAUGACAAUGCACCAGAAAUUAUAUUUCCGAAACCUGCCACGGCAACCGCUCAUGUUCACACCCUCUCAUACCUAGAAAUGCCGGACACUGAGAUUCUCAGUAUCAAUGCCAAUGACAAGGACUCUGAGGGGGAGAAUGGAAAGUUCCUGUUUGAAUUAGGUCCGGUAUUAUCGUCAUAUCCCGAUGCAGACGCCUCUAGAUUGGCCAGGACGGCAUUGGAUGGAGAUUUAUUUAAACUAGACGCUGUGAAAGGUCUCCUGAAGACCCAGCGCCGAAUGACCGAGGCGGAUUUAGGCGAACACUGGUUGCAACUUAUAGUUCGAGAUCUUGGGAGUCCGCCUCUGGAGACACGGCAAAUAAUCCGUUUGGGUGUUGAUCGCUCAUCUCCACAAUUCGCUUCCAACGUUCGCGUGAGAAUGCCUUCCCAAAAACGAAUAUCGCCUUUACUUGAUUAUUCGGGCGACUCUGCCAUGGAUUUUCCAUAUCGGCAUCCAGUCGACUGGAACGCCAGCGGACGAAGUAUUUCCGACGUUGUUACGGUGGUUGUUAUCAGCUUGAUGAUAGCUGGUUUCAUUAUGCUAACCGCGCUUUGCUUCUACUUGAGACAUCGACAAAAGCUAUUUGUUUGGCUUCCGGAUGUAUGCGCAUUGUUUCAAAAGCCACACACCCCCUCUAAUCCCUACGGCAAUCCAAAGUAUGUCGGCAAGUCGAACAAGGCAAAUGAAGUCAAUCAUAAAGGGCUCAAGGAAGGCGCUUUCCAACGUCGAGUUUGGACGCCUCUUCCCCCUCCACCACUAUCUGGUGGUGAGUUUAUUGCUUCCAGUUCAAAGUGUCUUCAAAGUAGUGGUGGAGCUUUCGUCUCCAUUCCUGAUGGGACGCCUCGGUGUCACAUUAAUGGGAUUCAGUCGACGGUCACUGAUGCUCCCAACUUCUUUGACAGAUCACCGAAGCUCUACACAGACUGCUAUCAUGUGGAUACAUCAGGAAACCAAGUAUCAUCUCAGUCCUCCCGACUCGUUCCGAUUCCUGUGGGGACGUUCAAGCCCAUAAUUGUUGACUAUGCUGGUUUCGCCCUUCUAGUCUCACCAAGUGAAGAAUUUUCUCCACCAAAGCCCAAUUUUUACAACUCAGCAACCAUGGGCGUUCAGCCAACUGUCAUUCCCUCCAUCCAUCAACCCAAUCUUAUCAAUUCUUCUGGCCGGUACGGUGAACCUCUUCCCCUCCCAUCGCUCUACGUCCAACCAGGCGGUGUCAUAAAUUCUGACCAUUGUCAGUCCUUCGCACCUGCAAUUCAUACUGGGGCAGUCACCACGAUGGUUCACUAUGCCGACGGUCUCCAACGCCAUUUACAACGGCCAAAGGUGACCUCCACGCAGGGCAGCUGUGAUCUGCUCGCCUUCUCUAACAGUCUAGGCCGCGGCCGCUUUGCUCAUAAAUCAGCGCAUUACAAAUCCGAACCCGCUCUUGCAGUAUGUGAUGACCUUGAAGACGAUGAAGAAGACGAUGCAGAUGACCCGAACGAGGCCCUUGCUCCCAUGUGUAACGGAUCACGGUCAGAGGACUAUCUCGGUGACGCGAAUCUCGGGAGUCGUAGUCACUUCCCCUCAGUGGUGUCGGGGGAUCGGAAAAUAAGUAUUUCCCCGCCGGCGCAUCAACAGCAGCCGCUUGAGAACUACGCGGUUUCCUUUCCUAAACCCCAGGCCAGUUAUGUUUAG